Molecule: messenger RNA, 1959 nt
Organism: Labeo rohita (rohu)
Lineage: Eukaryota; Metazoa; Chordata; Actinopteri; Cypriniformes; Cyprinidae
Gene: il7r
Product: interleukin 7 receptor
Exons: 8
Coding region: 132-1298 (388 amino acids)
Biological process (GO): positive regulation of receptor signaling pathway via JAK-STAT; hemopoiesis; cytokine-mediated signaling pathway
Cellular component (GO): membrane; external side of plasma membrane
Molecular function (GO): protein binding; cytokine receptor activity
Source: RefSeq, a predicted model, not a curated record
CUCUCUCUCUCUCUCUCUCUCUCUCUGUCUGUCUUCCUCCCUGAUAGUGAUACUGUGAGCUGUCACUUGUCAGUAAACGUGUGUGAGUAAUGAAGACGCCAGUGAUCUAUGCCUGUACUGCUGAAUAAGAGAUGGCGGGUGUUUUCUGGAUGCUCAUGGUUAUUUUCUGUUCUUUGGUUCUGUCUGAGAGUGGAGAUGAUGAUUGGUCUGAUAUAGAACCUGCAGAUCCUGAUGUGAGCUGCACAUCCACUUUGACCCUCAUAGAAAGUAUCCUCACAUGCUCGCUAAACGACGAACCCACUGAGGAGGUCAAACGCGUGGAACUCUGCAAAAUGAAAGGUGAAGAUGUUGAAAACAAUUGUACAGAUGCUAUUCCCGGACAACCAGACUUUACUUUUAAGAAUCUGAUCAAUGCAGCAAAAUACGUGCUAUGCAUAGGAGACAAUGGUUAUAAAAAAUACAUCGACCUGACAAAAAUGGUCAAAAUCCCAGCUCCUGAAAUAAAGCUUGCCUCUUACAAGAAAGACACAGAAGACGUUUUCAUAUGGUUUGAACACCGUCAUGAUUAUGUUCUUAGCCCUAAAUUCCAAGUGGAAAUCUGGAGGGACAAACUUGCAGACAAGCCUUUGUGUCUCAAUAUGGAUUAUAGGAACGUAAGUGUCAGCAAGGAGAGACUUGGUGGAGACGGUUUCUACUAUACACGUGUUAGAGCAAAACCUGCUGGGUAUUUUGAUGGCAACUGGAGCGAGUGGAGUUCAAAUGUCAGUUUUACUAUAAAAAGUUCUUCAUUUACUACGACAGAAAAGAAUUUCGACCUUCCAAAGGUCGGUUACAUCAUGACCUUUGUCGUUCUGAUGCUCAUCAUCGCUUUCGCGACCUUGCGAUGGAGAACACAAAUAAAAGACUACAUUACACCAAACAUCCCACACCCCAAGGCAACUCUUGCACAAAUGCACAGGGGCCUUCCUUUCACUUUCAGUCCUGAGAUAUUCAGCGACGUCUUCAUACACCGUGUGGAUUACGUAGAUGAAAAGCCAUGUGCUCCUGAGCCUCAGGACGACCUGGAUGAGCACUGCUACAGCCAAGCCAGUUCCUCAAGAGCAUCAGUGAGUGAAAUGGACAUGAAAGCAGACGAAUGCCUUCCAAAAGAGCAGUCCCACCUUAAAAUUAGACUGUUAGAUAAUUCAGAUUUGUCGAAAGACAGCGAAAAUGGCAGCUCUCAAAGCAUAACAUCCCCUCAGCGAGAAUGUAAAGACGAAGCAUAUGUCACAAUGUCCAGCCUCUUUAAAACACAAUGAAGAGACUGUCUUAAACCAAUUCAGGAAUUUACUGGAAGUUCACUGGAUUCUACAGACCCUACAGAAAGGGUUAACUGAGACUGCAUGAUGCAUUUAAUAACCCAUCAAGCCUGUUACUUAUAUACAGUAUGAGGAGCUUUGACAUGUCCCUAGUCAUGUCCGGUUUGUAGCUCUGAUGCUAACCAAGUUUGUACAUAUCUUAGCAGUCAUCCACAGGUUUCAUUUUCAGCCAAGCAAUGUGCACAGCUGUGGUCUCCAUUUUGGUAGCCAGUUUCCUUCUGAAUGUUUUAGAAACACAUGCAUUAAGAGUGAUAAGAAACAAAGAAAUACACAUUUCUGAAGUCAUCACGCAUAUACUCAGACCUCGUGUAACUGCUGCUAGCCUCAGUGUUCUUUAACAGACAUUUAUCCAUGUAUAUUUUCAUCCGUAAGUAAAGCUGAGAGGUUUUUGGUUCUGUUAACGUCACGCACAACUUUCAAACCUAAUACAUACAGUAAAGUGGCACUUUUUUAGGUUAGAGUUUUUAUUUAUAAUGAUCACAAGAAAUGUCUUCUGUUUAUAACUGCUUGCAAUUCUAAUUUUGUCAUGCAAUCAGCUGUAGCCUAUAUAUUAUUCUAUAUUAAACAGAUUUGUAAUAAAAGAAUGUAUAAAAAAACAUUA